AUGCAUGUUUCACAUACUUCAACAAAUUCAAACAAUAAUAAUAAUAAUAAUAAUACAAAAGUUUAUUUAACUUGUGAACAAACAGAUAAAUUAAAACAUAUAUUAGAUCGUUCAAUUCCAAUAUGUUCAUCACCACCAUCAUCAUUUCCAACAUUAAAUUUAACACCACGAAGUUUUCUUCGACAAGUUCGAAAUAAAUUAAAAGAAUAUUCAAUUGAUAUAACAAGUAUACGUUUAAAUGGUGGUGCUGCGUCGUAUGUACUCGUUAAUGAUUCAAAUUUUGUUUAUCGUGAUAUUGAUAUAUUAAUACAUAUUAAAACUCCAUUAUCAUCUGAACAAAAAACAACAUUAUUUUCAUCAAAUAAUGAAUCAUAUUUAUGUGAUGUAUGGACAAUAAUUAAAUAUAUUAUAUGUUCAUGUUUAUUAGAACAUAUUACAAAUAUAAAAACAUCUGAACAACAAUCACAACAAUAUACACAUCAUUAUUUAUCAACUAUACUUGAUGCAUAUGCAAAAAAAAAUAUUAAAAUAUCAUCAGAACAAGAUUCAUGGGCAUUAUUAUCAUUACAAAAUUAUUCGGGACAAAAUCUUGAAUUAAAAUUUGUUGAACAUCUUAAACGACAAUGGCAAUUUAGUGUUGAUUCAUUUCAAAUUAAUCUUGAACCAUUAUUAUAUGAAAAACAAUUAAAUAAUCAUACAAAUCGUAAUUUAUCACAAAUAUAUAAUCGUUCAUCAAUAUCAUCAAUAACAAAAACAAUAAAAACAAAAAAUUUAAUUAUUGAUGCUAUUAAUGGUUUAACAAUAAUAAAAAAAGAUAAUAAUGAUAAUGAUGAUGAUGAAAGAAAUGAUUGUAAAAAUAGUAAUGAAAAAAAUCAUCAAAAUAAUAUUUUAUUAACAAGCACAAGUCCAUUACGUUUUGGAUUUUUUACACCAUCAUCAUCACCUGAUACAAUUCAACAAGAAAAUAAUAUCGAAUGUCAAACAUUAGCUACUAUUACAACUAUUUCAACAUCAAAUAAUAAUAUUAAUAAUCCUAUAUUCGAAUCUCGUUCACGUUUAUUAAAAGCAUCAAUAUCAACAAUAAAUGAAGAACCAACAGAUAGUUCACUUCAAUUUCAUCUUUCAUUAAAUGAUGAUACUGAUGAUGGUAUUGUUUCAGAUGCUGAUGAUUCAGUUAAUGAAGAUGAUGAUCAAGUAUUUCGUACACCAGUUGAUACAAAUAGUGCACCACCUAGUCCAGCAACAAUUAUUGCUAUUGAAAUACCAUCAUCUCCACUAGUCAUUGAAGUUUCUUCCGGUUAUAGAGAUUUACAUCAAGCACUUGAUCAUUUAAAUAAAAAAUUAAUUGCAACAUAUGCACCUGAAACAAUGCGUGGUGGUGGUUUAUUGAAAUAUUGUGAUUUAUUAGCACAAAAUUAUAAAAUUCAUGAUCUAACAGAUAUGUUUCGUAUGCAACGAUAUAUGUGUUCAAGAUUUUUUAUUGAUUAUAAAACAAUACCUGAACAAAUGUAUGUUAUAACUCAAUAUGUUACAACACAUUUUUUACCAUUAUCAUUAACAAAUAUGGAUGAAACAACAAAUUCAAUUUUACAAUAUCGAGAUAAUAAUCAACAAAAUAUAAAAACAUCUUAUACACAAAAUAAUAUUAUUAAUGUAAGACUUUGUUUAUUAUUUUUUGAUCAUUUAUCUAAUGUUAUACAACAAAGUACGGUUUGUUUAACACAUCACGAUAAAGAAGCAACAUUAAUAAAUAUACAUCAUCUUAAAGAAUAUUAUCAUUAUAAAUAUGAACAUUUAUUUAUUGAUGAUAAUUAUCAUCAACAACGAUAUCAUUCACAUCCACAUCAUUAUCAUCAUUGUUCAAGUUCAUCAUCAAAUUCCAGUCGAUCGUCAUCGCCAUCGAGUUCAUCAUCGAAUUCGUAUAGAUAUUACCGUCCUAAUCACAAUCAUCGUCAUCAAAAUUCACAUUAUCGACAUCAUAAUAUUCAACGACAAACAGCAAACUCUUUGUCGUAUCAUCAUGGAUCUCGAAAUUAUUCAAAUGAUUUCCAUACAAAUCAACAAAUAUUAGCGAAUCAUCAUCAUCAUCAACGUCGACAUCAAUCAUGA
Messenger RNA from Rotaria sp. Silwood2, 2109 nucleotides. The record is from the annotation of a GenBank genome assembly. NCBI's taxonomy places the organism in Eukaryota, Metazoa, Rotifera, Eurotatoria, Philodinida, Philodinidae.